UGAUUGGACGUCAGUAUCAUUUAAACUCACUCUAGUGACUUGAAUAGUAGCAUCAAAGAAAAAAGUGUGAUUCUGUGUUGAGAAUGAAAGUGUUUCUGCUUGUGGUGACCACCCUGGUGGUGGCUACCAACGCCCAGGGCGAGUCCAAACAGUUCAUGUCACCGAUGCCAAUACCUUCGCCAUCGAUGCCACCUCAACCCUCUCCCGGAACUGGAGGCGGCGGCGGCGGCAAUGGAGGAAAUAUCAACAACUGCCCCCUGGACUCGAGAUGUCCCGCGGUGAACCCGGCCACGCCGGUCCUGCUGCCCAACGGUGUUUGCACCCGGUUCCUGAAGUGCCACAAUGGCCGUGCCUGCCAGUACGACUGUCCUCCGGGACUGCACUUCAACCGUGAGAAGCUGGUCUGUGAUUGGCCGGAACAGGCGUGCUGUGACCCGAGCGUACCUUGCCGUCCAGCUGACAACGGCAAUGGCAACGGAAAUGGACAAAUCCCAUCGCCAUCUCCAUCUCUGCCACCAACCUGGAACCCAGCGCCUUCCGCUCCGAUUCCCCAGCCACCGACCUGGAGCCCUUCGCCAUCCGUUCCAGUUCCUCAACCACCAACGAUGGUUCCUCGGCCACCAACUGCUCCGAUUCCCCAACCACCGACCUGGAACCCAGCGCCUUCCGCUCCGGUUCCCCAGCCACCGACCUGGAUCCCAUCGCCAUCGGUUCCGAUUCCUCAACCACCGACGAUGGUUCCUCGACCACCAACCGCUCCGAUUCCCCAACCACCGACCUGGAACCCAGCGCCUUCCGCUCCGAUUCCCCAGCCACCGACUUGGAACCCAGCGCCUUCCGCUCCCAUUCCCCAGCCACCGACCUGGAUCCCUUCGCCAUCCGUUCCAAUUCCUCAACCACCGACGAUGGUUCCUCGACCACCAACCGCUCCGAUUCCCCAACCACCGACCUGGAACCCAGCGCCUUCCGCUCCGAUUCCCCAACCACCGACCUGGAACCCAGCGCCUUCCGCUCCGAUUCCCCAGCCACCGACCUGGAACCCUUCUCCACCCGCUCCCGUUCCCCAGCCACCCAGCCUAGUUCCAAUUCCCAACCCACCAACCCUCCCCCUUCCCCAACCACCAACCGCUCCAGUACCUAACCCCCCUUCCAUGCCUCCUUCCAUAAUGAAAACGUUUCUUAUUGUGGUAACCACCCUAGUGGUGGCUAUCAACGCCCAAAGCGAAUCCAAACAGUUCAUGCCACCGGUGCCUUCGCCAUCGAUGCCGCUACCACCGAUUCCCUCGCCAUCGAUGCCACCUCAACCCUCUCCCGGCACUGGAGGCGGCGGCAAUGGUGGAAACAUCAACAACUGCCCCCUGGACUCGAGAUGUCCCGCGGUGAACCCGGCCACGCCGGUCCUGCUGCCCAACAGUGUCUGCACGCGGUUCCUGAAGUGCCACAAUGGCCGUGCCUGCCAGUACGACUGUCCCCCGGGACUGCACUUCAACAGUGAGAAACUGGUCUGCGAUUGGCCGGAACAGGCGUGCUGUGACCCGAGCGUACCUUGCCGUCCAGCUGACAACGGCAAUGGCAACGGUAAUGGACAAAUCCCAUCGCCAUCCCCAUCCCUGCCACCAGUCUGGAACCCCUCGCCAUCCGUUCCAAUUCCGCAGCCACCAACCUUGACUCCAAGGCCACCAUCUCCAUCUCCAUCGCCAUCCGUUCCAAUUCCGCAGCCACCAACCUUGACUCCAAGGCCACCAUCUCCUUCCCCGUCCCCAAUCCUUCCACCGAUCCCCUCGCCGUCCGUUCCCCUGCCACCGACCUGGAACCCAUCUCCGUCCGUUCCGAUUCCACAGCCGCCCGGUGGCGUUCUGUGGGGAUAGGUGAGUGUGGGACUUUGAUGCUUGUAUUCGAAUGUAAUUGUCAAACUGAAUCACACAAUAAAAAAAAAUAUCUGUGAAAAAGCAGAAGCAAUUCAA
Messenger RNA from Culex pipiens pallens (northern house mosquito), 1964 nucleotides. RefSeq lists its product as uncharacterized. NCBI's taxonomy places the organism in Eukaryota, Metazoa, Arthropoda, Insecta, Diptera, Culicidae. Gene Ontology annotation, cellular component: extracellular region. Bases 84 to 1868 code for a protein of 594 amino acids. Gene Ontology annotation, molecular function: chitin binding. The record is from RefSeq and is a predicted model, not a curated record. The transcript is spliced from 2 exons.